CAGGACGCCGCUGCUGCUGCUGCUUGGUGUGCAGGGGCUACUCGUCGCUGGGACAGAGGGACAGAGCUCCAACUGUCCUACUUCACCAUCUUCAGCCAUGGCAGAGAACUCGGACAAAGUUCCUAUCACCAUAGUAGGACCUGAUGACAUUGAGUUUUGCAGUCCUCCAGCAUAUGCCACCGUGACCGUGAAACCCUCUGGCUCUACGCGUCUGCUCAAGGUCGGAGCUGUGGUCCUCAUUUCUGGUGCGGUGCUGCUGCUCUUCGGGGCCAUCGGGGCCUUCUACUUCUGGAAAGGGACGGACAAUCACAUUUACAAUGUUCAUUACACCAUGAGUAUCAAUGGGAAAUUACAAGAUGGGUCAAUGGAAAUAGAUGCUGGGAACAACUUGGAGACCUUUAAAAUGGGAAGUGGAGCUGAAGAAGCGAUUGAAGUUAAUGAUUUCCAGAACGGCAUCACUGGAGUCCGUUUUGCUGGAGGAGAGAAGUGCUACAUCAAAGCACAGGUGAAGGCUCGUGUCCCCGAGGUGGGCACUGCGACCAAGCAAAGCAUCUCUUCAGAACUGGAAGGCAAGAUCAUGCCAGUUAAAGAUGAAGAAAACUCUCUUAUCUGGGUGGCCAUGGACCAGCCUGUGAAGGACAACAGUUUCUUGAGUUCUAAAAUCCUUGAACUCUGCGGCAACCUCCCGAUUUUCUGGCUUAAGCCUAUGUAUCCAAAAGAAAAUUUUGCAGAAAUCCAAAGAGAGAGAAGAGACGUAGUAAGAAACACUGCCCCCUCUACCACAAGAAGACCACACAGUGAACCACGAGGCAACCCAGGACCCAGAAGACUGAAUAAUGAAACCAGGCCCAGUGUUCAGGACGACGAGGAACCUUUCAAUCCCGACAAUCCUUACCAUCAGCAGGAAGGAGAAAGCAUGACAUUUGACCCAAGACUGGAUCAUGAAGGAAUCUGCUGUAUAGAAUGCAGACGGAGCUACACCCACUGCCAGAAGAUCUGCGAGCCUCUGGGAGGCUACUAUCCAUGGCCUUAUAAUUAUCAAGGGUGUCGUUCGGCCUGCAGAGUCGUCAUGCCGUGUAGCUGGUGGGUUGCCCGAAUCUUGGGCAUGGUGUAAAACUACUUCAUCUGUCAGGUACUGUCAAGCAAGAAUUAACUUGAGAGUUGACAACCAAAGACGCAUAAAGCAUGUUCUUGCCAAGGGACCAUGAAGUAUUUUAUAUUCCACCUCAGCAAUAUUACCGUAAACAAUGCAGCAGAGCCUCUCAGCUGUGUGCAGAUGUACUGAAAGGGAAGUUUAAGCAUACAGUUACACAAUUAUUAUCCCUUUAUUAUUUGCUUUGCCAAUAAAGCCUAUUGCCAGUCUUUAAAAACUACUUUUGAAAUAAACAUGGAAAGUUA
Mesocricetus auratus (golden hamster) is the source of this 1398-nucleotide messenger RNA. It is a transcript of the gene Cnmd, whose product is annotated as chondromodulin. The record is from RefSeq and is a predicted model, not a curated record. NCBI's taxonomy places the organism in Eukaryota, Metazoa, Chordata, Mammalia, Rodentia, Cricetidae. The transcript is spliced from 7 exons. Gene Ontology annotation, biological process: negative regulation of endothelial cell proliferation; negative regulation of angiogenesis. The coding region runs from base 98 to 1114 and encodes 338 amino acids.